CCCGUACUCGCAAUCAGAUCGGCUGUAGGUACAGGUAUUCCCACCAUCCACCUCGACAACUACACGCGGCCACCACAUCUUUUCCCACGAUCAAAUAUCUCACGGACCUCUCCUUCAACGAAAUCCGCCUAAUCGGCCUUGUCGCCCGUCCGCCAACCGAGUCGACUAAUUUCCCCCGUUCUACAACCACCACACACCGUCAUAAAUGCCCAAAGUAAAGCGCGGGAGGAAGCCUCCACCGGAAGGGUGGGAGCUGCUGGAGCCGACGUUGAAUGACUUGCAGGCUAAGAUGCGUGAAGCCGAAAACGAAUCCCACGAAGGCAAACGCCGUGUCGAAUCCCUGUGGCCCGUCUUCCGUCUACACCACCAACGCUCGCGCUACAUCUACGACAUGUUCUACCGGCGCAAAGCCAUCUCGCGCGAGCUGUACGACUACUGCUGCAAAGAAGGCUACGCGGACGCCAACCUGAUUGCCAAAUGGAAGAAGCCCGGGUACGAGAAGCUGUGCUGCUUGAGGUGCAUGCAGCCGAGGGAUACGAAUUUUGGGACGACGUGUGUGUGUAGAGUGCCCAAGAAGAAGAUCGGGGAGGAUAAGCCGAUUGAGUGUCAGCAUUGUGGAUGCCGGGGAUGCGCAUCAGGAAGCUAGUAGUAGCUCCCCAUAUAUACAAACAAUUUUGCGCUUCCACCCCUUCUUACCGACCUUCCGAUUGUACAUACUAUCACUCCUCCCGCCUCGCCACGUAUGCCAGACGACCCGAUGUUUAUAUAUAAACGAAAAAUAUGUAUUUAUGAUAUCCCAAAAACGAG
Fimicolochytrium jonesii is the source of this 807-nucleotide messenger RNA. Its product is annotated as G10 protein. NCBI's taxonomy places the organism in Eukaryota, Fungi, Chytridiomycota, Chytridiomycetes, Spizellomycetales, Powellomycetaceae. The coding region runs from base 206 to 646 and encodes 146 amino acids. Gene Ontology annotation, biological process: mRNA splicing, via spliceosome. The transcript is spliced from 3 exons. Gene Ontology annotation, cellular component: spliceosomal complex; nucleus. The record is from RefSeq and is a predicted model, not a curated record.